GCCACGUGGUUUCGGGUGCCAGAUCGGAGGUUGUUUUUACCUCUGCCUCGCACGGGCGACUACUGUAUGCGAACUACAGUACUCGUGUUAAGAGUAGUUUUAUAUUUGAGUUAUUACCUUCAUAUUGCAAUAAGAUAACAACAUUGACCACAGGCACGGACACCUUGGAGGGGCCCAUUGUAUCCGGACGAUCGGCGCAACGAGAGAGAGAGGGAGCGAGAAUUGUCCGGCUCGUGAGUUUGGACCCCCCGGCAGUCUCCGCUACGCCAUGUCUGCUCAGGAGGACGAGCCGAGUGGCCGUGGCGGUCGCGGUGGUCGUCCAGAAACCCGAGGAGAGAAGAUUCCUGCACCGCAUGCGGGGCGUAAGCGAGACCCGUUCCCUUGCUCCGAGAGGUCGGGUGGCGGCGGCGGCGGCGGCGAUGCGAAUGAUCGUUCAAGCGACCCGACUUUGCAGAGCGCCGACAGCAGUAGAGACCCGAUCAUACGUCAAGCCCGGGACCUUUUAAUCAAGUUCAUCGUCGACCGGGCGCUGACGGAGAAUGGGCCGGAGGUGGCGGCGGCGCUGACCGCCGAGUGUCGGGACGUGGGCGCCGAGCCCCUGGAGGACCGGCGCGUCGUCGAGGUGGCCAACUGCCUCAAGAAGAUCGCCGACGACCUCGAGAACAACGUUCAGCUGCAGCGACUCAUACAGAACAUCCCCGUCAAUUCUCCCAAGGACUACCUGUUCGGCGUCGCCUGCAAACUCUUCGAUGACGGGAUUUUCAACUGGGGCCGCGUGGCCACCCUCUUUUACUUUGCAUACAAGCUGGUGAUCCGGGCUUACACCAGCUGUGUGCCUGAUUACGUGAAGACUCUACUGGGAUGGAUGCUUGAGCUUAUUAAGCUGUACAUUGUUCCCUGGAUUAAACAGCAGGGGGGAUGGGAGGCGGUGAUCGUGUACGUGCGAUGGGCCGCGUGCCAGUCCCGGGUCGUCAAGGUGGCCAGCCUGCUCAUGAGCGCCUUCCUCGUUUACCGACAGCUCAGGAAAGCCUAGGAGGUGCCGCCACCACCGCCGCCACCGCCGCCGCGGGUGCCAAGCAGAGGGCCCCAGAGUGUCAACACUCCGCAGGGAACUCCUCCCGCUCAAAAAAAAACAAGCUCUCGUUCAAAAACACAAGCUCUCGUUGAGGGCGGAAAUCCUGCUUGUGAGCGUUGUUGGUGGCGGAAAUUCCACGUUGCCAUGGCGAGCGGCAGCUGUCUCGGCGCGCGACGGCCGCUGCGGGGUGAAUCCAUGCUGGACUGGAUGCUGAAUUGCCAGAAAUGAACUGUGACGUGUUUUUUUCCUUACAUUUAAAAACAAAAAUAUUUCACCAGGAAUACUGCUUGAGAUGGAACAUUUUGUUUGCAAAGGUGCGAUUCAACCGAGACGGGGUGACACGGGUGGUGCUUGUCAAACGCCCCGUUUUCCUGGGUUUUUUUGUAACUGAGGCGCCUGCCACUCGUAAACGUCCACCAGUGUCGCUCGUCGCGGCAGUAACCUUGUCCGUGGAAGGUGACUUGCACCGUGCGCACGGAGAGAAGAACACGUGGCUUGUCGUGGAAAAAGGUUGACAACUGACAAAACCUCAUUGUCUCGAGAGUAGUAGUAGGCUUUUCUUGAGAGGAGAUGGAUUAAAAAAGUUAAUUAGUUAAUUUUGCAACAUUGUGGUAAAAUUCUACGAUAAAUUAACACCUUAAGGUUUGGCAGUGGAAAUCUCACGAUUCAUUAUUUUCAGAUUUUAUUAAAAGAAAAUGAAAAAAAA
Messenger RNA from Petromyzon marinus (sea lamprey), 1781 nucleotides. RefSeq names its product apoptosis regulator BAX-like. Gene Ontology annotation, molecular function: BH domain binding; channel activity. The record is from RefSeq and is a predicted model, not a curated record. Gene Ontology annotation, cellular component: mitochondrial outer membrane. Gene Ontology annotation, biological process: intrinsic apoptotic signaling pathway in response to DNA damage; regulation of apoptotic process; mitochondrial fusion. Lineage: Eukaryota; Metazoa; Chordata; Hyperoartia; Petromyzontiformes; Petromyzontidae.